This is a messenger RNA of Anarrhichthys ocellatus (wolf-eel), 431 nucleotides long. Its product is annotated as myelin-oligodendrocyte glycoprotein-like. The record is from RefSeq and is a predicted model, not a curated record. Lineage: Eukaryota; Metazoa; Chordata; Actinopteri; Perciformes; Anarhichadidae. The transcript is spliced from 4 exons. The coding region runs from base 64 to 372 and encodes 102 amino acids.
GUUUAUGAACAUAGCUUACCAAUAAGUUACAGCCGUGCAGUCUGAAUAAAUCACUGACAUAUCAUGAAGCAGAGCAGCAGGAUGCUUCACCAGACAGACGGGCUGUCCCUUCAGUCUCCCAUCAGACCCCUCGGUGUUUUGGUUUUCCAUCUCCUCCUAACACACUCGUGUAGAGGUCAGUCUCAGCUGAUUGGCUCAUCUCAGCCAAUAGUAGCAACCCUUGGCCAUGACAUCAUUGUGCCAUGUCAUCUGGAGCCUGCGGACGAUGUGUCUGGUCUGACGUUGGAGUGGGCCAGACCGGACCUGAACCCCAGAUUCGUCCAUGUGUGGCGUUCUGGAAUAGAACUCGUGCUGUUUCCUCAGCGGUCAUAACGUUAUCAGGGAUGGACAGAGACAGAGGAGGAGUGCUGCUAGACUGUGAGUCUAGAGGC